GAUCGCCCCCAUUCUUUCCAUUAUUCCAGCACAGGGAAGUAACAGAGGCAUCGUCGUCGUCGUCGUCAUCAGCAUUAAGCUGAAGAGUCAAAGCCCUCAAGCCCCGACACCCUUCUUCUCCCCUUAACGAAUUCCUCCAUUUUUUUUUGCUCUCCAAACUAAAACCCUUGCUCCAUUGCGUACUCAUACCCAAUUAUUCACUCCCGGAGGAACCGGCUUGCUUUGUCGAACCUGGGAUCAGCUUUAUAUAUCCAACAGAUGCUGACGGAAGUAUGCAGUUGAUGGUUGGGAGAAAUGCAAAGGUAUCAUCCUGCCAGCUGCACUAGUGCAGUUAAUAAUAGUGCAAUAGGUGGGCCAUCAGCAAGGGAUACUGUCCGAGCUGAUUCUUCUUCAUUGCCAGCCAAUUUCCCCUUAAAUUCCAGGCGGCCAGCUCCACUUACAGCUUACAAGUUGAAGUGCGAGAAGGAGGAUUUAAAUAACCGGCUAGGGCCUCCCGACUUUCACCCUCAAACUUCAAGCUGUCCUGAGGAGAACCUCACCAGAGAGUAUGUGCAGUCUGGAUACAGAGAAACUGUUGAAGGGCUUGAGGAGUCCAGAGAGAUCUUCUUGACUCAGGUUCAAGCCUUUUCUAAGCAUCUUGUCAUCAAGUGCAAAGAUGCUACAAGAAAACGUCUAAGGGCCAUAAAUGAUUCGCGUGCUCAGAAACGGAAGGCUGGUCAAGUUUAUGGUGUUCCCCUAUCUGCUUCUUUGUUAACAAAACCUGGCAUUUUUCCUGAACAAAGACCUUGUGGUGAGGAUUUUCGGAAAAAGUGGAUUGAGGGUUUAUCACAACAGCAUAAACGUUUGCGAUCUUUAGCUGAUAAUGUUCCUCAUGGGUAUAGGAAAAGGGCUCUUUUUGAGGUUCUCAUUAGGAACAAUGUCCCAUUGCUGAGAGCAACGUGGUUCAUUAAAAUUACUUAUCUUAAUCAGGUGCGUCCUAAUUCUGCCAGUAUUUCAUGUGGAGCAUUUGACAAAGCUCAGUUGUCCCGCACAGAAUUUUGGACCAAAGAUGUGGUUGACUAUUUGGAAUGCCUUGUGGAGGAAUUUUUUUCAAGAAGCAAUUCCCAUUUGACUCCACCAAACAAAGACCGGUCUCCACAAAUGUUUUCUGUUGGAUUCACUCAUACAAAGGGCGAUCCUCCAUCUGCAGUCUUUGAUGGUGAAGAGCCAUCAUUACAUUUCAAAUGGUGGUAUGUGGUCAGGCUCAUGCUAUGGCAUCAGGCUGAAGGGCUUCUGCUUCCCUCCCUCAUUGUCGAUUGGGUGCUGGGACAACUGGAGGAAAAUGAUGUUCUUGAGAUUUUGGAGUUGCUGCUGCCAAUUAUAUAUGGGGUUUUAGAUACAAUUGUUCUAUCUCAGACCUAUGUACGCACUCUUGUCAGAAUUUCUGUUCGGUUUAUUCGAGAUUCUUUUCCUGGUGGAUCAGAUCUAGUAGAUAAUUCAAGGAGAGCGUACACGACAGCUGCUUUGGUGGAGAUGCUUCGCUAUUUGGUUCUGGCUGUGCCCGACACAUUUGUUGCUUUGGAUUGCUUCCCGUUUCCGCCUUGUGUUGUAUCACAUACAGUUAAUGAUGGGAAUUUUGGGUCAAAGGUACCUGAAGAUGCAACGAAACUGAGAUAUACUUCGGCAGAAAUUGCCAGUCCAUUCAGAAGUAAAAGUAUUGAUUUUCAGUAUCAAUCCUCAGCUUUUGAUAAUGUUGUUUCAUCAAUAAGGAAAUGUGCCGACAAUCUUGCAAAGGCAGUAAACCCUAAAUUCCCAGUUUGCAGUGUGGCUAAAGCUGUGCAUGCAUUAGAUAAGUCUCUACUACAUGGAGAUAUUGGAGUAGCGUAUAAAUAUCUUUUCGAAGACUGCUGUAAUGGAUCCAUUUAUGAAGGUUGGUUUGAAGAAGUAAGCCCUUGUUUAAGAAUGUCAUUGAAAUGGAUCCAGACUGUCAAUGUGGCAUUCGCUUGUUCAGUAUUUUUUCUAUGUGAGUGGGCAACAUGUGAAUACAGGGAUUUUUGGAGUGCUGCACCUCGAGAGCUAAAGUUCACUGGUGGGAAAGAUUUUUCUCAGGUUUAUAUUGCCACUAGACUUCUGAAAAUGAAAGCCAAAGAUCUACAAAGUUUAUCUGGACUUAAAUUUGAAAACUCAAGUGGACUCAAUUCCACAAAGGGUUCUAGCCAUCAGAACAGUUUGUUUGGUAGGAAACCAGUUGGUAGUUUAUUUGAACCUAAAAGUAGGUUGAAAAAGUUGGGAGGUAAUGGUUCAUUGGACUUGUUUGAAAGUCCAGGUCCCUUGCAUGAUACUCUGGUUUGUUGGAUUGAUCAACAUGAAGUGCAAAAAGGAGAAGGUUUUAAGCGUGUUCAGCUUCUCAUAAUGGAACUUGUACGUGCUGGUAUAUUUUAUCCUCAUUCAUAUGUCAGGCAACUAAUAGUUAGUGGGAUUAUGGAUUCCAAUGGGCCAGCAGUUGAUUCAGAUAAAAGAAGGAGACACCAACAAAUCUUGAAGCAUUUACCUGGAAGAUUUAUGCGUGCCACUCUGGAUGAUGGAAAAAUUGCACAAGGAGCACAACUUGUAGAGGUUAUAAAUGUUUACUCCAAAGAACGUCGUCUGGUACUUCAUGGGCUCGUAUGCGAACAACAAAGCGACAUUAGUAGUGCAAAUAUAUCAUCCAAUAGAAAGCGAAAGAUGUGUCCGACCUCUGACAAGGUUUCUAGUUCUGUAACUUCUGUAAAUCAAUUGAAAUCUAUUCCGUCAUUGUCCAACACAAGCUCUACUAAAAGUGUCAAAAGUGAAGUUGACAUUGAAGAGAUGAAGGAAGCCAUCUCAUUUCUUUUGCGGUUUCCAAACAGUUUUUCACUUCCCACAGACACUGGCCUAGAUGAUACUACAGGGACUGGUAAAAAGUCUUUUGUGUCAGUGUAUGGAAAAAUAGAUAUUGGAGAAGCAACACAUGGCUGUGAAGAUUGUAGAAGAGCCAAAAAACAGAAAGUAAGUGAUGAAAGGAACUUGUACCUUCAUGGAUCUUCACCAAUUCCAUCAGAUGAUGAAGAUAUGUGGUGGGUGAAGAAGGGGCCUAAAUCCUCUGAAACAUUGAAGGUCGAUCCACCGGUAAAGACAACAAAGCCAGUUUCUAAGGGAAGACGCAAGACACAAAGUCUUGCUCAUCUAGCUGCAUCUAGAAUAGAAGGUAGUCAGGGUGCAUCAACGAGUCAUGUAUGUGAUAAUAGGGUAGCCUGUCCUCACCAUAGAUCUGGAAUAGAAGGUGAUGCUACCAGAGGAAUAGAUGGUAGCAAAAUAAGUGGAGAUAUUGCUUCUAUUGGGAAAAGUUUAAAACGUCUUAGACUUACAGAGAAGCGAGCAAUUUCAAGUUGGUUGAUGACUGCGGUUAAGCAGUUUAUCGAGGAGACUGAAAAAACUAUCUCAAAAGCUGGCCAGUUUGGUCGGACUUUAACAAUUGUUGAUGAUAGGAAUACUAUACGUUGGAAGCUUGGAGAAGAUCAGCUUUCAUCCAUAUUGUUUUUAUCAGAUGUAUGUAAUGAUUUUGUUUCAGGGGUCAAAUUUCUCCUCUGGUUGCUGCCAAAAGUCCUUAUUAGUUCAAAUUCUACAAUGAACAGCCGGAGGAGCAUUCUACUUUUACCAAAGAAUGUUGAAAAUCAAGUUUGUGAAGUAGGCGAAGCAUAUCUAUUAUCAUCUCUUCGAAGAUACGAGAAUAUACUUGUCGCAGCUGAUCUUAUUUCAGAAGCAUUGUCAUCCGUAACCCAUCGUGCUAUGGCUAUUAUGGCUUCAAAUGGACGUAUUUCAGGCUCUGCAGCGGUAGUAUAUGCUCGGUAUCUGUUGAAAAAGUAUAGCAGCUUGCCUAGUGUCGUUGAAUGGGAGAAAAGUUUUAAGGCAACAUGUGACAAGAGACUUAUUGCAGAACUUGAUCCAGGGAGUUCAUUGGAUGGAGAGUUGGGGCUUCCACUUGGAGUUCCUGCAGGUGUGGAGGAUCUUGAUGAUUUUUUUAGGCAAAAGAUUGGGGGUGGUCGACUCUCUAGGGUUGGAAUGAAUAUGCGAGAAUUGGUUGGGCGACAAGUUGACGAUGCCUUCCACUAUUUAUUUGGAAAAGAUAGGAAAUUCUUCAGUGUUGGUGCGCCAAAGGUUCUUGCUGCAGAGAAAUCAGAUGAGGGGUACCAGAUAGCUCACAAAAUAAUCACAGGAUUAAUGGAAUGCAUCAGGCAUACAGGAGGUGCUGCUCAGGAAGGUGAUCCAUCAUUAGUGUCUUCUGCUGUUUCAGCUAUUGUUGGUAAUCUGGGUUCAACUGUGUCUAAGAUGGCUGAUUUUAUAGUUGGAGGCAGCUCGAAUAUUCCAUCUGCUUCUGGUUCAUUGGACUUUGCUAAACGCAUUUUAUCCAUUCAUGUUACCUGCCUAUGCCUACUCAAGGAAGCUCUAGGAGAGCGUCAAAGCCGUGUAUUUGAGAUUGCUCUUGCAACAGAAGCCUUUUCUGCACUUGCUGGAGUAUAUCCUUCUGGGAAGACAUCAAGGUCUCAGUUUCAAUCAUUAGCAGAUCCCCAUGAUUCUAACACUCAUGUCUUUGGUGAUAACUCCAAAGUAAUAGUUGGUAGAGCUACAAAAGUUGCAGCAGCUAUUUCUGCACUUGUCAUUGGGGCAGUUAUUCAGGGGGUUUGUAGUCUAGAACGACUGGUAACACUCUUUAGAUUAAAAGAAGGAUUAGAUUUUAUUCAGUUUGUUAGGACUACUAGGUCAAAUGCAAAUGGAAACACCCGUACAAUGGGAAUGCACAAGAUUGAAAGUUCCAUUGAGGAUUAUGUACAUUGGUUUAGGUUGCUUGUUGGAAAUUGUAGAACUGUGUUUGAUGGGUUGAUUGUGGAGCUACUAGGAGAGCCAUCUAUUGUGGCACUUUUUAGAAUGCAACGGUUGCUUCCGCUUAGCUUGGUCCUACCUCCUGCCUAUUCUAUAUUCUCAUUUGUAGUAUGGCGCCCUUUUAUCUUGAAUUCUGCUGUUUCAGUUCGUGAAGAUGUGAAUCAACUGUGUCAAUCUUUAACAAUUGCAAUUGGUGAUAUUGUAAGGCAUUUGCCUUUUCGAGAUGUCUGUUUAAGGGAUAGUCAGGGUUUCUAUAACCAUUUGAUGAUAGAUACCAGCGAUGUUGAAUUUGCUGCCAUACUGGAGUUAAAUGGUUCUGAUAUCCCCUUGAAGUCCAUGGCCUUUGUUCCUCUACGUGCAAGGCUUUUCUUGAAUGCUAUUAUUGAUUGUAAGUUGCCAAGUUCUAUGUAUAAUCAAGAUGAUGGGAGUAGGAUAUCAGGAGUUGGUGAUGGCAAGGGUCAGUAUUCUGAGAGAAAAAUGAAGCUUCUAGACAGGCUUGUACAUGUUUUGGAUACCUUACAACCUGCUAAAUUUCAUUGGCAGUGGGUGGAACUUAGGCUUCUUUUGAAUGAACAAGCCAUUAUUGAGAAACUUGAGACACUUGAGACACGAGAUAUGUCCUUAGCUGAAGCUGUUCGUUUGGCAUCACCAAGUCCUGAAAAGGUUGCUGCUUCUGAUAAUGAGAAGAAUUUUAUUGAGAUUAUCCUAACAAGGCUGUUGGUCAGGCCAGAUGCUGCAUCUCUUUUUUCAGAUGUGAUUCAUCUUUUUGGCCGCUCUCUUGAAGAUUCAAUGUUGUUGCAAGCAAAAUGGUUUCUAGGAGGUCAAGAUGUUCUAUUUGGAAGGAAAUCAAUUCGACAGAGGCUAACUAAUAUUGCUGACAGUAAAGGUCUAUCAACUAAGACCAUGUUUUGGAAGCCUUGGGGUUGGUGUAUUUCUGGCUCUGAUACUUCCUAUCUUGAAGAAGGAGAGGUUGUCGAAGAAGGCACAGCUUCUAGAAAGUAUAGCCAAAAGUCUGUCCAAAUGCUUGACAAUGAGGUCUUGCAUUCCAGUCAGCAGUUUGUGACUGAAAGGGCUCUUAUUGAAUUAGUUCUUCCAUGCAUAGAUCAGAGUUCUGAAGAAUCACGCAACACCUUUGCUAAUGAUUUAAUUAAGCAGUUGAAUAAUAUUGAGCAACAAAUAAAUGCAGUUACUUCAGGGACAAGUAAACAAACAGGAUCUGUUCCUUCAGGGAUCGAGGGCCCUACAAGCAAAGGAAGUAGUCGCAAAAUGAAAGGUGGCAGUCCGGGAAUGGCUAGACGUUCAACUGGCUCAACAGAUUCUCCUCUACCCUCCCCUGCAGCUUUGCGAGCAUCAAUGUCGUUGCGUUUACAAUUAAUAUUGAGAUUACUCCCUGUCAUCCUUGAAGAUAGGGAGCCAUCAGGACGAAACAUGAGACAUAUGCUUGCCUCUGUUGUUCUUCGUCUUCUUGGCAAUCGAAUGGUUCAUGAGGAUGCAAACCUUACCUUUUGUCCCCCCCAUAGUUCGAUGGUAAAGAAGGAAGUAGAGUCACCUUCCGAAGCUUCAUUUGCUGCAUUUGCAGAUUUGCCAGGUGAAAGUCUUUUUGGUAGGAUGUUAUUGAUUCUACACGGGCUUUUGAGUAGUUGCCAACCGAGUUGGUUAGGUUUGAAGACUGCUGCAAAGUCGACCAAUGAAACAAGCAAGGACUCUACUGCUCUUGUUCGUGAACUGGCUGAAAGUUUACAGAAUGAAUUGCACUGCAUGCAACUACCUGAUAUGAUUAGAUGGCGUAUCCAAGCUGCAAUGCCAAUUCCACUUCCUCCUGGUCGGUGUUUUUUAUCUUACCAGCCACCAACAAUACAUCUUUCUGCCCUUUCUUCAUUUCAAUCCAGCAUUUCCACACCCGGGCAUGGUUCUGGAAACAGUAGCAUGCCUCAAGGGAGCAAGAUAUCAUCACCGAGAGUUAUUUCUAGCGCACCCGGGAAGUCGAAACCUUUGCCACCGCAGCAGGAUCAUGAUACAGAAAUUGACCCUUGGUUGCUUCUAGAAGAUGGUGCUGGAUCAAGUCAAUCUUCCAGCAAUGCUGCUGUAAUUGGUAGUGGCGAACAUGCAAAUUUCCGAGCAUCUUACUGGCUAAAAGGGGCUGUGCGGGUGAGACGGACAGAUUUGACAUAUAUUGGCGCAGUGGAUGAUGACAGCUGAUCUCUUAUUUACUGAUCUUUUUAUUUUAUUUGGAGCUAGCAAACCCCUCAUCAGGGUGCGGUUCGGAGGCUUCUUGUAUAUAUAGAGAUUAAUUGUUUCACUUUCACUGAUUUAUCCAAAUGAGAAAAAUCAUAAUAUGAUUUGUUAGUUGCAUGCUCAUUACUCUCCCUCCCUCCAGAUAAAGCUUUGCAGCUGUUUAUUUUGUAGAGGUAUGUUUGGAUUUCAUUUCUAGCAUCAUUUUGUGAACUAGAAGACAGCUAUUCCUUGCUUGGUUAUCUUAACUUACGAAUUGAGAGACUUCCUACUGUCAUAUGCUUCUGUAGGCAGAUUAACAAUACCACCACGCCCCGGGAUUUUCGACAUCAUUUUUUCAGUUUGCAUUUAUGCAUCUGCUCAGUUGAGUUCUUUGGGGGGGACUUAGAAAUAAAAAGCAAAAAAAAAAAAAAAAAAAAAAAAAAAAAAAAAAAAAAAUCAGGAAAUUGAAGUUUGGUUAUACCGCUUGCUUCUGUGUAUAUGUAUUUAUAGGCGGUAGGCCAAUGUAUUUUUGUGUUAUAUUUUGUUAUUUGUUCUCAUUGGACUUCUGAGAAUUGUCUUUCAGAUUAGAUAUAAGCUCCCAAUUCCAUUUA
Molecule: messenger RNA, 7703 nt
Organism: Benincasa hispida (wax gourd)
Lineage: Eukaryota; Viridiplantae; Streptophyta; Magnoliopsida; Cucurbitales; Cucurbitaceae
Source: RefSeq, a predicted model, not a curated record